AUGAAGGAUGUAGACAACAACAAUCAUUUCGCCAGAGCUCUUUUAGACAGUGGGUCUCAACCGAGUUUCGUUUCUGAAGCACUCUGCCAGAAGUUACGUUUGAAACGUACAAAAGUUAAUUCAUCGAUCAGCAGAAUCGGACAGUCCACAGUGAACGUACACUACGGAAUCUCUUUGUCGCUCUCUUCUCGUUUCGAUACUUUCUCCACCAGUUUGGAAUGUCUGGUAUUAUCGAAGCUCACCGUGUCCUUGCCUGGGCACCACAUCAUCGUCGUACGUUGGAUCAUUCCACGAAAUCUUCCUUUAGCAGACCCACAGUUUAACAUCAGCAAAGGUAUCGACAACAUCAUCGGUGCUGAACUGUUCUACCAUUUACUAGAACAUCAGCAAUUCUCACUUGGCCUCGAAUACCCUAUCCUUCAGAAGACAUUCCUUGGAUAUAUUGUAUGUGGAAAGCUGGAACAGCUAUCCUCGGAACCACCUAUAACACAAACCAGUAUGAUAUGUGCAGAACAGCAGCUCGACGCUCAACUUCAACGGUUUUGGGAGGUCGAAAACAUCGAAGACGUCAAGGAACACAGUAACGAAGAACAAGCUUGUGAGGAGCACUUCCUACAAACAACUUCCAGGGAGGUUGAUGGUCGCUUCGUCGUUCGUUUACCAUUGCGAGAAGAUAUGAUAGCGUUAAUGGGCGAUUCGUACCAGCCCGCCCUCCGUCGAUUCCUGGCAAUGGAGAGAAAGCUCGCUUCCAACGAUAAACUUCGCCGGGAAUACCUUAGUUUCAUGGAGGACUACGAGAAAUUGGGUCACAUGGAGGUUUGCUCGCGCGCGUCGUGUAGCCCACAGUAUUUCCUGCCCCAUCAUGCCAUUCAACGUCCGGAGAGUUCAACUACGAAGACUCGAGUGGUAUUUGAUGGAUCAUGUCGCUUCUCCACACAACAUUCGCUCAACGACGUUUUGAAAAUUGGUCCAACGGUUCAACCUGCUUUGUACUCCAUCGUAAUAAACUUCCGCAUGCCAGAUCUGGAUUCAUCCUGA
Toxorhynchites rutilus septentrionalis is the source of this 1038-nucleotide messenger RNA. RefSeq lists its product as uncharacterized. Lineage: Eukaryota; Metazoa; Arthropoda; Insecta; Diptera; Culicidae. The coding region runs from base 1 to 1038 and encodes 345 amino acids. The record is from RefSeq and is a predicted model, not a curated record. The transcript has a single exon.